CUUCCAUGAACAUAGCUUCCUUUCCCAAACCCUCUGCACCGAGAAGAAGGUGGGUUGCAACCCAUCUCCCCAGCAGGCCAUCACAACCAGAGACUUGAACAAGUCAAUCAAUUGGCUGGGAACAAAACAAAUCUGAAUAAAAAUAGACAGCCAAACACAACCCAAUCAAGAAGAGAAGAGUCCGGUGAAUGGGGAGAUGGAGAGCUUCUCCUCUCCUUUUACGCUUCGCCUCCAUUUCUAAAUGCAUUAACCCGAAUCCUAACGGUUUUCGGCCUAUCAAACCCAUUCAUCUUUCACUUGCUUUAAUACCCAGAACUAGAUUUUGUAGUUUCAGGGCAUUCUCGGCACUCCCAUCUCCAUCCCCAAUCUAUGACAAUGAAUUCGAUCUCAGUGCCAAUGAUUUUGUUCAGAGUUCCGUUUUGGACUCCGAGGAAGAAGAGGAAAGUGGAAAGAUCCCAGUCAAAGCUUUUUUUCUUUGCACCAGUAUUGAUUUGAAGAGCAUGCAAGCUGAGAAUUCAAGCAAUGUUCUUCCUGUCUCUCGCUCAUCAAACUAUAUUGCUCUCAGAUUUUUCAAUUUCCCUUCAGAAACUACAGGUAUCAGAGUUGAAGGGAAUCCAAGCUGCCAUCGUUACAUGGUUGUAUUCCAGUAUGGAUCAGCUGUCUUGUUCAACAUGGAGGAUCAUGAAGUUGAAUCAUACCUGCAAAUUGUUAGAAGACACGCUUCUGGAUUGCUCUCAGAAAUGAAGAAAGAUGGUUCGUUCUUUUGA
This is a messenger RNA of Ilex paraguariensis (yerba mate), 767 nucleotides long. Lineage: Eukaryota; Viridiplantae; Streptophyta; Magnoliopsida; Aquifoliales; Aquifoliaceae. The record is from the annotation of a GenBank genome assembly.